Orbilia oligospora ATCC 24927 is the source of this 1716-nucleotide messenger RNA. RefSeq lists its product as uncharacterized. The record is from RefSeq and is a predicted model, not a curated record. NCBI's taxonomy places the organism in Eukaryota, Fungi, Ascomycota, Orbiliomycetes, Orbiliales, Orbiliaceae. The transcript has 3 exons. The coding region runs from base 1 to 1716 and encodes 571 amino acids.
AUGAGCCCGGACAACCAGACGACGGAUAAUUCGCGACAAGGCGUUGAAGCUUUGAAUUCAAAGAAUGACCGAGACGGGUUGACGGCAGCUUCCUUUGCAGAAUAUUCUUCAAAACGGGACCGACAACCGUUUCAAUUUAUGAAUUCACCUGCGAAACGUACAAAAAUUUCUAGCCUGUCUGGACAUGUUAGCCCACCGCUCUCUAGAGUAAAGAGUCAAAACCGACUAGUAGACAACGAGUUUGAUCCAUUUCGUAACACUCAAUUGUUGGAUGCUAGCAACGGGUUGCCACGGAAGAAUUAUAUUAAGGACAGCGAUAGAGGGAAUAGCCUUCGUAGAACGGUGCGACUUGCUGCUGGAAUAGAUGCUGUGACAGAAGCUGCAGCAGAAAAUUUGACAAUAUCUGACCGACAUGAGGACUCUACCAACCCGAGUCAUCUGCAUAUGACGAAUAAAGGCAUACGAUUGUCGAAGGCACCACCCUUCCCGAUUGGAUUUGAAGAUACCGAUGAGUCCCCCUUACCGCCGACUGUGAAGCAAGGACAUGCAUCUCCCGAUACCAUCAAGAGAGGACUCGAAGAAAUAUACAGCAGUGGAAAACGAAAGGCGCAUCAUGAGGGAAUUGAUUUUGGGAGCACACCCGAGUCCCCCACACGGAAACUACGUCUGAACAGCUCAAGGGACCUUACGGAUCAUUAUUAUCCUGCCUUAUACACAAGUAUCAAAGACAAGGGUCAUCGCAUGUUCCUUGAGCACCGGGAGGCUCUUCAACGGGAGGUUAGUCUCUUGGGGGACGAAUUAGUUGUGGAAAGGCGGAAGGCAUCGAUUGGGAAAGGUCUAAAAGCGGCGGUGUCGCCUUCUAACGAGAUUUUCGGCUUCAUCACUCAGUGUCUUGACGUUAAUGAUGAGGAAAUCACCCGUAACUUAGCCACGGUCCAGGUUGCCAGGGAACUGGAGACUGGCCUUCGUUCUACACUGCCACGAGCGGAGAUUUCAUCGCAAUAUGGGGUGAGAGAUCUAUCUACAUUAACAUUUACAAACUACAACAAUUCUGCACAAGACCUCAAUCCGGGCUCCCUGAAUAGUCGUUCUCUCCAGGGGUACUCUCACGAAAGUUUACUACAUUUCAAAGCAACCAUGGAGGUUGUUCUGAUAGCCGGUCCUAUCGUUAAUAGUCUCAAAGUUGAAUGCAGCGACUGGGCGCGGAUGGAGCUGGGGCACACCCUUUCGAGGCUUUCUGCGGAACGGAAUAUCAGUACAGCACUUUAUUCCAUAUCUUCAUAUGCCGCUCUAGCGAGGAGACGGGCAGAAUGUUGGGUCCUUUUGCAAAACCAGUUUCCCAAAUUAAUCCCAGCGACUACCCAGCCUGAGCCAAGUUUAAAGCCAACUCAGCCGUCGGAAGACGGCUCUAAAGUUGCGCGGCGAUUGCUUGUUGCCAAUCUGCCGCGAAGGAAGAUGACAUUUCAGGGCCGAAACGCUUUUUCGAACGCGCCCAUUUCAUCCGAGACCGAAGUUUGCUUAUAUUGGCACAUCAACGUCAAGACGACUGGAGAAAGUUAUAGUAAUGUUUCAGCGAAUAUUAAAGUCCUUUCAGGCGACUCUGGUGAAAUACGGGUUACCCAGCAAAUGUCAAAUCUCUUCAAGGUGAUUGUCGGUGAAUACGGCUUUAUGGAAGGUUCAUCAAGACUCCUUGACACUAUUUUUGGAAAUUCUUAG